This is a messenger RNA of Doryrhamphus excisus (bluestripe pipefish), 5975 nucleotides long. The record is from RefSeq and is a predicted model, not a curated record. NCBI's taxonomy places the organism in Eukaryota, Metazoa, Chordata, Actinopteri, Syngnathiformes, Syngnathidae.
CAGACAGAAUUCUUGACGAAUGAGCCGUCGUGUAUCUAUUUCUAACGGUGCCUUCAAGUUCUCGUGGCGGCGUCUUUCCCAACGCAUUUAAGAGAAACAAAACUAUUUACACAGCACCGGAAGUGUCAGGUUGCAGGUAAAUAGCGACAAGCUAAAGUGUUUAGAGGAAGCAUCCACCUACCGGUGUUGGUUUUGCCUGCUUUCCUCUAAAACUACAACCCCUCUAUGGGAACGCCGGAAUGAUGGCAUGUUUUACUCUUUAUGAAUGAAGACUGCAGCUUGGACAUUAGCACAAAGCAAGGAAAGCUUGAGUCUUGUCGAUAUGGUCCCAAAACAUGUUCUAGCAACAUGAGAGGCUACAGUAUGUACCUCUGUGUGCUGUGACGAGUGGAGGGGAUGCGAUCAAAAAGAACAAACGACAGAGAGUGGUGACGUAUCCUUCACGUACGUCAAGUUAGCGGAGUGUUGUUUAUUUUCAUAAGAGAGCUAACGGCGAUACAGUGCGGUAACGAAGAUGAAAACGUACCAGCUGCCACUAAUUAGGAGUGCACAUGAACGCCUCACAGCCCAAGGAGAACGGAGCAGAAAAGAGACUUGCAUUAAGUUGUGUGUGUUUAAUGAAGAAAUAAAAAGAAACACAGAAGCGAGGAGCAAACAUGAGUGCAGCGCCAAGCGGAUUCAAAAGUGGGCUCUGUGUCAUCUCCAGUUUCAGCAGGAAGUAAUUAGAGGGGAUGCUUCAUCACAAGUCAAGUCCGUACUCGCUCCAUCAUCCUGUCACACAGCAAUUUCUGUUUAUUUGCACUCACGAGUUGGGGCGAUAUUGUCAAAGCACACAGUGUCACUUAGGAACAAAUACUAAGCUAAAACGGUUAGCCUUGGUCGUGAUGACCUUUCUUCACCACUAACUCGGGAUAAUGCACUUGCAAUUUUAGCGCAUUCAUUCAUUUUGUACUGCUUAUCCCUUUCAGAGUCGUGGGAGGCUGACAUUGGGCGAGAGGCGGGAUCACCGGUGCCACAGGACACAUAUAGACAAACACCAUUCACACUCACAUUCACAACAAUAGACAAUUUAGAGCCUCCGGUAACUUGAACAACCUAAGCAUACCAAAUGUCGGUGCUGACAUAAUCCCAUCUGGAAUAUGGAACUGAUGCAAUCUUUUACCAGUCACUGCUUUUCAAUCUCAGUCACAUUAUUGAGCUAACACUUUAAUUAUUGUGCAGACUCUCAAGAGGUUUGUUUUCCUUAAUAGCUCAAUGCAUAGCAGCACUUUGGCUGUGACUAAAAUAUAGCAGAAACAUCAAACAAAGUCUCUUUUCCUAACUGCAAUUAACAUGUAAGCUCAAUCCAUUUUGCUGGAGUCCAGAAGUUACAUUUUCCACAUGUGGAACUUAAUCAUUUAUUGACAGCUUGGCUUUGAUGACAAAUGAUAAACUUCACAGUCCUAAUGAAGCAUGGAAUUACAUUACCUGAUGAGGCAAGAAAUUGCAUGUUUAGAAUGCAAAUAUAGCACUCAUCUUCGUCACCGAGUGAUGAGGUGAAACCUAAUAUCAGGCGGGCAGAUUAUCAAAGCUUGCCGUCUAAAUCUGAUACAGCGUGGACAUAACACUGGAACCAUCACUGAGGGAAAUGUAGCAGACACUUCAUUAGGUACACGACUACAAUCUAAUUGGAUCCAAUAUAAUGCCUUAUACGUAAUUCAUCAUAACCAGUAUGCUUUCCAUUGAGCUACAAUUGGCUACAUUUUUAGCUACAGUUUAUUGGGGGGCUGCUGUUACACUGGAAUAGAAACCCAAAGGACUACAAUCUAUUUGUGGUAUCAGGUUGACUCUCUGUUGGAGCUCCUGUGUGUAUAGUUUGCAUGUUGUACUAGGGCUGGGCAAUAUAUCCAUAUUUUUCCAAUAUCAGUAUUUCUUUUAAGCCUGAUAUCAAAAAAAGGAAAUAUCGUUCAUAUUGAUAUAGACUGGAUUUGAUGGGGGAGUCUCAGUACCUUUGGCUUACCCUGAGGAUAAGCGGUAUAGAAAAAGAAUGGAUACUCGUGAUUUUCUUCUAGAUGUUUCUUUUUUAAGUGUAUUCAAACAUGUAGAAAUAAAGUUUGGUUCUGAUAUCUGAGAAUAAUUAUCUUUACUGAAUAUUUUUGUUUUGUUCCAGCUUGUGAAUUGGAUUUCAUUGUAUGGUGCAGCUGUGCCUGAUGUUACACAGCAAGCACCCAAAUAUGCACAGUCUCCCCAAAACAAUUCAUUUACUGGCCCCUUCAAGAUUCCCCUGUUUCUUGUGGUCUAUGUUUGAUAAGUGUCAUCUGGCAUGAAAACACGCUUUGCCAAAAGGGAAGCAAAAGAUCAACUUGUGCCAUUUGCUCAGAGCCCUCCACAUGUUGCUGAAAGAUAAGGGCCAGCAAAUUCAAAUUUUUUUCUCAUUGGUUUAAUCCCGGUUAAAGCCAAUCUGUGCCCUCGCUGGGCUCAGCCUUGGGACGCAACGAGGGCAGACGUGUGGAGAAAUGUGGGCAGUGGCAGAAACAAGUCCAAUUCCAUUGCAAUGACAAGCCAGAGAAGUCAGCACAUUCAUAUCAACUCACAUUGCCGCAGCAGCCUCCAGCUUUACUUAUAAAUCAUUCAAACGUUCUUCAAUGAAAACAUUUGGCUGUGUACAGUAACGUUAAUCACCAAGUUUGUGGACAUCCCUUAAGGAGAAAACAGAAUAUCUUCGAAGUCAUGUACAAAUUUCACAACUGGAGGGGUUAAUCGGGAGUUGUCAGGCACGCGUCGUCAUAGCAACGUGACGUGACACCACAACGAAUAAUCCAGACGUUUAGAAGAAGUAGAACAGACAACACAUACACAUAAAUAACGACAAAGAAGCCAAAAAAUGUACCUUACCUUGUGGGGCAGAUCAUCUUUGAAAGUCUUAAAAAAGAGAGGGAUGACUACGGGAAAGGAAGAAAGACAAACGUCAACUCAAGUAGGCCACUUCCGAGUGGCUUUGUUGUUUACAGCGACCUCACAUGGCGAUGAACGUUAAAACAACCCAGACGGUGGCGUGCCGUCACUGAAUGGAGCGUUUGUCCCUGUCAUUUGUCGCCAUCUGGCGGACAGAAUUAUUACUGUAAGGUAAUUUGUCACUUAACAAUUAUACAAUAUUUUUUGUAGUGGUCAGUUCAGUGUAUACAAACCUUAAUUGAUGUCUUUUUUUAUUUGAAUGGUACUGCUAGUACUGCUACGAUAUUUUGGAGAGCAGAUUAUCCAAUCAGUAAAAAAGGGCACCCAGCACAAAAAAAUUGUAUUUUUAAAUUUAUUAUUAAUUAUUCUAUUUUGUAACAGGACACACUUUAUUGUUUUCUGACAGUUUAAGCUUAAGCUGCAACACAUAACACAAUACAGCACCAUAUACCAGACUGUCACUGUUUUUUUUUUGUAUUUGUAUUGUAUUUUUGUAUUGGUGCACAUGAUUAAACCUAAACUAUUUUUUGGGGUGUCCAUAACUGUUACUCCUCCAGACCUCAACCCACACUUGAACAUCCUCAAGCCGAAGGUGGUGGCACUGAAGCUUUGGUAAAGUCCAAGCCCAAAUGGAUUAAGAUUAAUGUUCACGGCAAAAUGGACGGGCAAGGAGACGGAGACCACAAUGGUCCAAAUCGCUACCGUAUGUCCAUACCAAUAGGAGAUCUACCACCAUCUGAUAGUGAUGACGAUGAUGAUGACGACGAUGAUGAUGACGAUGAUAAUGAUGACCGUGAGGAUGUUGGUGACGAGGAAGACGUGGAAUCUGUUUUCCUCAUGCAUUUGAUCGUAAAUCAUUACAUGAGGUUUUUUGUGAAUCCACGAGAGCCUUUGCAACAUCAUGAAAACGCUGACUAUGCAAAUGAUGGCAAUAUUGAAAUUAAUCCUGAUAACGUUGCUAUCGUUGGCCACCAAGAUGAGCUGGAGGUCUCUCUCGGGGCUGAGGCUGAGUUGGGAGUCAGCCACCUUAUGGAGGACGAAGACGAACCACAGCCGGGACCGUCAAGGAACAGAUCGAGAGAUGAUGACGAAGAGGAAGAUGAAUUAAGAAGCAGCAGCAGAUAUUUCCGCUGGUGGCACGAGUUUGAAAACAGUUCUGACGGCAGCACUGACUUAGACAUUGACGAACAAGACCCUGCGCCCGGCGGAUGCAAGAAAAGGUCAAGGGAUGACUUGGAUGAGAAGUUAAGACUCCAGGGCGAUCUGUCACUUACGACCCUCGGUGGUCAUCACAUUCUCAGCGCUAAAAAUACCACCACGGAGGAACGAGGGGCUUCCAAGGUGGGAGAUUUUCAGUUCGCUGAGCAAGACACAGUAGAGGACGCGGUGCUGGUACAUUCGGAUGAAAGGCCGAGAGAAAACUAUGACAAAGAAAAUAAGUGUGGUAAGAAACGCUUCAAGAGAUGAGAUGUUUCGGUGGUCUCCAAAGAAAAAUGACUGAUGCUGACGUUUCAAAAGUCACUUCUAUUACUGGGACCCAAUGAGAUAACUACAAAUGUACAUACUACUGCAACUCAACUAGGAUUUUCCUAUUGAUGUUUACAGUAUUUAAAGCAGUAUUUACAUAUAAUAGUAAAACUCAACACUGGAAAGUCUAUGAAAUGUCCGUACACCGACUAGAAGUAAAGUUGUAAUCUGAUAAAACAGCAAUUUUCAUAAUUUAAAGUUAUCUGUCCAUCCAUACAUCAUCUAUCUUCACUUAUCCGAAGCCCAGAUUUGCUUCUCCCCGACUACUUCGAUCGUUCAGCUCCUCCCGCAGAUCACAAGGUGUUCCAAAGCCAGUUGAGAGACAUAGUCUCACCAAUGUGUCCUGAGUCUUCCCCAUGGACUCUUAUUGGUCGGAGGUGCCCUGAACACCUUCCGAGGAAGGCGUCUAGGAGGCCUCCUGACCAGAUGCCCGAGCCACCUCAUCUGGAGGAGCAGUGGUUCCACUUGGAACUUGGAACACUUGGAGUUUUCCAAGUUUUCAUGAAAGUCGUAUCUCUAAGCGCCCAGCUACCCUAUGGAGAAACUCAAGUUUUAAUCUAGAUCAACCAGUACGUUGAGAGCUUUGCCUUUCGGCUCAGUUUCCUAUACUGAGUUAUAUUUAUUUGCUAUGUGGUCCACGGUUGUCUUGAUUGGUUAGUGUUCACUUUUUGUGGAUACACUCUUUCACUGAAUUUUUUAAUAUAACUUUAGUGCUUUUUCAAAACAAUUUUACAGCACAAGAAUACUGCUACACGCUGACCCUGGCCUGUAGCAGCAUUGCAAAGUGAAUUGCAUCAUGGGAAGUUGAGUUGUAUUAUAUUCUUCUGCGUUCUGAUUGGCUGACCGUCUUGCUGUUGUGGCCAUGGAUAGCCAUAUGGUAUGUAACUAGUAGAUACUAACUAGCCAGUACAGUAAAUGUGACCAUGUGACUCCGAAUGCUGCUCCUUCCAACAAAACCCACAACACUGACAAAAUGCUGUGCACCCAAAUUACAUAAGAGGCCAGGCGGAUCCCCGGGACCGUUACCAGUGUAACAUGCCGAAGCAAGGCGAGCCACACGACUGGAACAAAUGAAUCCACAGCCCAAGGAGUAUGAAGUGGGAUUAUUACACAGCGGCAGAUGCAGCAUGCUUCAACGAGGACAUAAAAACACUGCAGCCGAAAUGCAAAGUGUCAUUGUCAGUGAGUGCAUAAUUUGCUGUAUCCAACCAAUGAGAUUGUUUGUUGAAAUUCAAAGGAAAUUUGAUUUUUGAGAGGAUUUAAACCACGGGUCUCAAACAUGCGGCCCGCAGGCCAAAUGUGGCCUGCAGGAAACUAGUUUGAGGCUCCCGCCUUGAUAUGAAAGUUUAAUGUUAGUGCGGCCCGCACAAGUUUGAUAUGGAUGCUGUAUGGUAUCAUGUACCUAGAAAAAAAUAUUACAUUUGAUUAAUGUUCAUGUUAAAGGUUAAAUAACUGUUAAUAGUUAUCCUCCCUAUCCGUGUGGAAGUGGUAAGUUUUUGGCUUUUUAAGUUUAA